GCCUGGCCCCGACGUGGUUGGGGAUGAAUGCUUUGGUGAGACGUGGAGCGGCCCGUGCGGGCAUUCCCUGUAUUUGGAGAGGGAAAUGCUUCAGCUCCGGGAAUGAGCCGGCAGAAAGCCGCCAGGUGACGCCGAUGCUGCGGCAUCUUAUGUAUAAAAUAAAGUCUACAGGUCCCAUCACUGUGGCAGAGUACAUGAAGGAGGUUUUGACCAACCCAGCCAAGGGAUAUUAUGUGCAUCAUGAUAUGCUAGGAGAAAAAGGAGACUUCAUAACCUCACCUGAAAUAAGUCAGAUCUUUGGGGAGCUACUAGGGGUGUGGUUUGUAAGUGAAUGGAUCAGCUCUGGAAAAAGCACUGCUUUCCAGCUGGUGGAGCUGGGCCCAGGUCGGGGUACCCUCACUGGAGAUAUUUUGAGGGUGUUCAGUCAGCUUGGGUCUGUGCUAAAAAACUGUGACAUUUCAGUCCACCUAGUAGAGGUGAGCCCAAAGUUAAGUGAGAUUCAAGCCCUGACACUGACGGAGGAGAAGCUCCCUUUGGAGAGAGAUGCUGACUCCUUGGUGUACAUGAAAGGUGUCAGCAAGUCUGGGAUUCCAGUCUCCUGGUACCGAGAUCUGAAGGACGUCCCUAAAGGAUACAGCUUUUAUCUCGCACAUGAGUUUUUUGAUGUUCUUCCCGUGCAUAAAUUUCAGAAAACCCCACAAGGAUGGAGAGAAGUGCUUGUUGAUAUCGAUCCACAGGUUUCAGAUAAGCUGAGGUUCGUCCUGGCGCCUUGUGCAACCCCAGCAGAAGCCUUCAUACAACACGAUGAAAGAAGGGAUCAUGUAGAAGUCUGUCCCGAUGCUGGCGUUAUCAUACAGGAACUGGCUCAGCGCAUUGGACUCACUGGAGGCGCUGCCCUCAUUGCCGACUAUGGUCACGAUGGAACGAAGACAGACACCUUCAGAGGCUUCUGUGGACACCGGCUUCAUGAUGUCUUAAUUGCUCCUGGAACAGCCGACCUCACAGCUGAUGUGGACUUCAGUUUUCUGCGCAGAAUGGCCCAGGGAAAAGUGGCUUCUCUGGGGCCAGUAGAGCAACGGACAUUUUUAAAAAACAUGGGCAUUGAUGUUCGGCUGAAGGUUCUUUUAGAUAAAGCAGAUGAGGCAUCCGUGAAGCAGCAGUUACUGCGGGGGUAUGAUAUGUUAAUGAACCCUCAGAAGAUGGGAGAAAGAUUCAACUUCUUUGCCUUGCUACCUCAUCAGAGACUUCAUGGUGCAAGUCAAGAAAGGAAUGCCCGUCAGUCAAAAACCCCCACAUCAUCUGUAGCUGGGUUUGGUGAACUUGUUUGGCAGUGAUAGUUCAACUUGGACUUUUUAUACCUCAGUGUGCUUUAAAAAUCAAAAUGAGGCCGGGCUGUGGUGGCGCACGCCUUUAAUCCCAGCACUCGGGAGGCAGAGGCAGGCGGAUCUCUGUGAGUUCGAGACCAGCCUGGUCUACAAGAGCUAGUUCCAGGACAGGCUCCAAAGACACAGCGAAACCCUGUCUCGAAAACCAAAAAAAAAAAAAAUCAAAAUGAAACUCAUUUUGUAUAUUGAAGGUAAUGUAAUGUUCAAACUACUUAUCUCUUUGCAGUCAAUUUGCAGUCAAUAAAAUAGCCUCUUUUACAUAAACACAAUCAAAAUGAUUGAAUGUUCAAGGUUAUAACUAACUCGUGGUACAAUUGUUUGCAACCUAGUGAAGUAGUUUAUUGUGAUAUCAAAUUUCCUGUAAUGAAGCAAGUUGCUGUAUUUCUAUUUACUUUUUAAAAAUAUACAUGAGAACAGGUUGGUGUGUCAGAAACAGGAAGUAAGGUAAAUGGUUAUCUCCAGAGGUCUGAGUCAAGAGCUCUGGAUAUUAUUUUUUACAGAGGGAAAAGCCAUAUAUUCUGAUAGAAGGAUCUCUAAGGUUUAGUAAAUGGACAAAGUGAGAUGCAAGAGCUUCUAGUGUUGAUCCUGGUCUUGCUGACGGAGAGAAUUAAAUGAACAUGCUCGUGUGACUUAGUGUCUUUCUGUGGUGUGCAUGUGCGGAGAGAGGAUGAAGGACAAGAGCUGAUGGGGAAGCAGGUGUCAGAAGGCUUAAUCUGUGGAUUUUAGUACAGAUUAAUACUAAAAUUUUAAAGAAUAAAUGUCAGAGUAAAAAA
This is a messenger RNA of Microtus ochrogaster (prairie vole), 2158 nucleotides long. RefSeq names its product NADH:ubiquinone oxidoreductase complex assembly factor 7 (gene Ndufaf7). NCBI's taxonomy places the organism in Eukaryota, Metazoa, Chordata, Mammalia, Rodentia, Cricetidae. Gene Ontology annotation, cellular component: mitochondrion. Gene Ontology annotation, biological process: mitochondrial respiratory chain complex I assembly. Gene Ontology annotation, molecular function: protein-arginine omega-N symmetric methyltransferase activity. The record is from RefSeq and is a predicted model, not a curated record.